ACAACACCCCAACACAAAGUCCGCAACAAACGAAUUGAAUUGUGAUGAAUAAAAAAAAAACAAAAUCACUUAAAAAGUUGUAAAUAAGUGGGGGAAAAACAAUCUUUUACUAGUAGAUACGAUACGAGCUACAAUGACGACUUUAACGAUGAUAGAUAGAAUGUGUGGUAGGGCGUAUAUGUUGGUUUAUAUCGCGUGUGUGUGUAGGUUAGUGUACAUAAACGAGCCUUCUUUUUUUUGUGUUCAAUGAGAUUUGCUGCUGCUGUUGACUGUGUUUGAUGUUGUUGUUGGCAGCUAAAGCAAAACUUAACUUGUUAAUAUGAAAUACAAAAGUGUUUUCAUUCGUUUGUUGAUUGUCCAACGGAACGGUUGUUAAAAAGCGCUAUUUAGACGCUGAUUAUUAAUAAAAAAUAAAAUAAAUAUUUUAAAAAGUAAUUUUAUUAAACAAAAAGUGCAAGAAAAUUUAUUCAAACAAAAUUUUAAUUAAAAUAAAAACAAGAAAAACUUAAUGUUAAAAAGAAAAAUUAAAAGAGUUUUAAAUGAAUAUUAAACAAAAGUGAUUUGUUUUGAAAAAAUCAAGUGAAAUUUUAUAAAAAGGAUUAUUUGAAACCCAAAAAAACCAAGGAUUAUUUUAUUAAAAAAAAUUUAAAUUUACAAAAAAUAAAAAUCAUUUACACAAAAUGGAUAUAACAUUAUUACCCUCACCACCAGCUACACCGCCAUUGUGCGAAAAUAAAAUUGAAAAUUGUCAUCCACCAAACUGUCCACAAUUAGAUGACAAAUUGCUAAAAGCCAAAUUACAAUUACAAUUGGAGCAACAACAGCAUCAGCAGCAGCAACAGCAUAGUAAAAACAAAAUUUGCUGCUCUUCCUCCUCCGCACAACAGAAUGGUAUUAUUACACCACAGCCCUCAGAUACAGAAGAUGAUGGUAUGGACAGUUGUUGUGUACAGCCAGCAAUGAAAAAACAAAAAUUGGAUAUAACAGCAACACAGCAACAACAACAGCAUCAACAGCAACAGAGAGCCAGUGUUAUUAUGCAUGUCAACAGUUCGGGCAUAUGCUCAACUUUAGAUGAAAAUUCCUGCUCUUCUACCAUUUCUACAUUAUCACAAACUCCCUCUAUUAACUCUUCCGUCUCUAGCUGUUCAUUAACCUCAUCAUCAUACAAUACCGAUGAUGAUAGUUCUCAGACAAAUGUUUGGCGUAGUUUGAAAUAUAAACUAAAUCGCAAAAGAACCGCCACUGAGACAACAGAAGCUUCAGAUUGUGAAUCGCUAACAGCAGUUAAUAGCCCUCAAGUAUUAGACACCAAAGUUGAUGAUUAUCAAGUUGUUAAGCAAGAGCAAGAUGAGGAGAGAUUAGCCGCAACAACAGCCGCAAAUGUGCAAAUGUUGCAGGUGCCUCAAUUUCGUUUUACUUUACCAGCUUGCACCUCCGCCAAAGUAAACAACACAAAUGACUGUCUUAACAGUAGCAGCAGCAGCAGUAAGAAGUAUCAAGUUAUUGCUCCUAAGACUAAUUUCUUAGCUGCUGAGUCUAGCAGCAAUAGUCUUUUAGCACCACAAUUCCUGCUUUUAGAUCCUAAUAUGUUGUUGCAAACUUUAACCUCCAAUCGCCCCGCCAUUACUGUUACAACUCCUAAUAACAGCAAUAGUAAUAACACCAGCUCUAAAGCCUGCACCAGCACAUCAAAUUCCUCCUCCGCCGCCGCCUCUUCAACCUCAGCCACACCCGCCGUCGAACGUAAACGCAUUUAUGAAUGUAAUCAUCCGGAUUGUGGUAAAAACUAUUUCAAAUCCAGCCACUUAAAAGCCCAUCAAAGAGUUCACACCGGCGAGAGACCCUUCAUUUGUAAAUGGGAGAAUUGUGAUAAACGUUUUUCACGUUCCGAUGAGUUGUCACGACACAAACGUACUCAUACGGGAGAGAAAAAGUUUGUUUGCAGUGUUUGCGAUAAGAAAUUUAUGCGCAGUGAUCAUUUGUCCAAACAUGUUAAAAGACAUGCUUCCAAACGUCAAGAAGUGGGACGUCAAUUGGCCAACAACAAUGCCAGCAAUCCUUUGACAACAUUAUUGGAAGCUCCUAAUCAGCUUAAUGGACAAAUGUUGCAACAUUUAAGACCCAUAGCAUCUGCCAAUACCAGUGAAAAUUUAGUACAAAAUAACAACCAAAUAUCACAAUUGCAAGUGCAAAUAUGCAGUGCCACGGAUUUGUUAAAUUUACAACAGGUGGCAAGUUUUGCUAAUCUAAUACCACAGACAGCGGCAGUAACGCUGCAGCAGUAAUUUGCCAAGAACAAAAUCUCAUUUUUAAAAUAUAAAAAAACACUCACAAGCAAAAUAGGGCUUAAAAUUUCAACAAAAAAAAUAAUUGUCCAUUCCACUUUAAAAAAAAAGAACCCUCUUAUUAAAGCCAAAUCCUUUAAAUUUUCAA
This is a messenger RNA of Lucilia cuprina (Australian sheep blowfly), 2436 nucleotides long. RefSeq names its product Krueppel-like factor luna (gene cbt). Bases 681 to 2288 code for a protein of 535 amino acids. The transcript is spliced from 2 exons. Gene Ontology annotation, biological process: regulation of transcription by RNA polymerase II. The record is from RefSeq and is a predicted model, not a curated record. Gene Ontology annotation, molecular function: RNA polymerase II cis-regulatory region sequence-specific DNA binding; DNA-binding transcription factor activity, RNA polymerase II-specific. Lineage: Eukaryota; Metazoa; Arthropoda; Insecta; Diptera; Calliphoridae.